UAGAUUUAUUGAAUUCUCCAUGUUGUCUGUAUUAAAGUGCACCUCAUCUAAUAUUACAUACUUUUAAUAUUCAUACUUUACUUUUUACAUACUUUUUUCAAUAUUGGUGCAUAAUCUUUAUUUAAAAUAUCAAAGGGAUGCAACAGGCACCCAUUUCGUGGAACAACCCUUUAACAUUUGCAUUUUAGGCCCUGUUUAGAGAGAUUAAUGCCUCUUGUAAGACCCUAUGAUUAUAAUAGACGGUCGUAAGUUCACUAUCUAUUUGAUGUUCUCAUUAACACAGGAGAGAGACACGACUAUCGUGGAUCCUCUGGGGAGCCUCAACAACAUCCUGAUGCUGACGAGUCAGAGAAGAGUCUCUCCAGAUCAGAACACCAGAUGGUACAGCAUGGACAACGCUAGCCCUUCCGUCCUCCCGGAGUCCACGUGUCGUGCAUCUCCCGGUAGCACCUUACUGCUGGGUAUGAAGAGGUUGUCUGUGCUGCUGGUGGACUGCAGGAAAACAACGGGGCUGAGUGGAACUGUGAGAGGAGGAGAAGAGAAGAAAGGAUCAGAUUUGACUCAUCAAAGAGGAAAACCAAACAUGGAGGAACCAGAGACAUCCAAACCAGCAAGACGACACCUUUGCUCCCAGAUUGGAAAAAGUUUUACCAAGUUAGGAAGCCUGAAAAGACAUGAGAGGACACACACAGAACCGAAGCCACAAAAUUGCGGCCAGUGUGGAAAGAGUUUUAGCCACUUAGGAAAUCUGAAAGCUCAUGAGCGAACACACACACGGGAGAGGCCUUUCCAUUGCUCCCAGUGUGGAAAGAGUUUUAAGCGGUUAGACACCCUUAAAACUCACGAGCAAAUACACACAGGGGAGAAGCCAUACCAUUGCGUCCAGUGUGGAAAGAGUUUUAGCCAGUCAGGAAGCCUGAAAGUUCAUGAGCGAAUACAUACAGGGGAGAAGUCAUACCUUUGCGCCCAGUGUGGAAAGAGUUUUAUCCAGUCAGGAAGCCUGAAGGAACACAUGAGACUGCACACAGGGGAGAAGCCUUACUACUGCUCACAUUGUGGAAAGCGUUUUAACCAUUUAGUUAGCAUGAAAAGACAUGAGAGGAUACACACAGGAGCGAAGCCACACCCUUGCUCCCAGUGUGGCAAAAGUUUUAUGCGGUUAGACACCCUCAAAGCUCAUGAACGAAUACACACAGGGGAGACACCAUACCAUUGCACCCAGUGUGGAAAUAGUUUUUGCCAGUCAGGAAGCCUGAAAGUUCAUGAGAGAAUACACACAGGGGAGAAGCCAUACCAAUGCUCCCAGUUUUCAAAGUGUUUUACCCAUUUAGGAAGCCUGAAGGAACACAUGAGACAGCACACAGAGGAGAAGCCUUAAAAAUGUUCAGACUGUGGGAAGACAUAUUACUCAUCACAGUCACUUAAACGUCAUGUGAGAAUCCACACAGGAGAGAUUAAUGACUUCUCCUAGUGUGUAAACUCAUGUUUCACAUCACAUUGACUUAAAAUUCAUCAGAGAACACAUCCAAUUUGUAAGUCUCUCUGGAUAAGAGCGUCUGCUAAAUGACUUAAAUGUAAAUGUUAAAUGUAAUACACAGUGCUCCCAUUGUCUUAUAUUGUUGACUGAUAAUGUGUUUACCUGUUUUGUCCAUAUGAAAUUGAAUUGUACCAAGUAUACUCAAACAUAUAUUUGUAUGUUUUUAUUAGAAAACAUGAUUUGAAUAUGGAGUCUGUCAGUUUGCAUAUAGAGUAGAUCAGUUUCCAUGUGUUUAAAUGGUCCUUUUUUAAACUCUUUGUGUGUGUUUAUCUGGGUGUGUCAUUCCUCCAGCACUACAGAUAAUACAGUGAUAUUUGGAUGUGAUGCAUUUGUUCCAUUGUUUACAUUUGCAUUGUUGGCCCACUGAUGAUUUAAUGAAAUUCAAAUAUUCAGACUGUAACGGAAAAUGUUAAUUGUAUGUGUCCACAUAACUGAGUAUGUGACUAACCUUGUGAAACUGUCCUAUUAUAAUCUCCUGUUCUUGGGAGUAUCAUCCUGUGUUGCAGACCAGCUGUUUGCAUCUGUGUCCUUGUAUGAAUAAAGUCCUUUUAUGAAGUCCCAGGAACAGGAAACUGUAAAGAUAUGUACUCAUCACCCAAUGCUUCAGGA
Molecule: messenger RNA, 2146 nt
Organism: Salvelinus namaycush (lake trout)
Lineage: Eukaryota; Metazoa; Chordata; Actinopteri; Salmoniformes; Salmonidae
Product: zinc finger protein 239-like
Exons: 3
Coding region: 227-1378 (383 amino acids)
Cellular component (GO): nucleus
Source: RefSeq, a predicted model, not a curated record